CCGCGGGGACACCAGGGGCCGCCUGGGGCCCCGAGGGCAACCGGGGGCGUGGCGCACCUGCGCAGGCUCACCGACUGCACGGGCUACGGCUCCCGGCGCCCACUCCGCCGCGCCUCUCCGGACCCUGGAGCCCCUGCUCCGCGGCCUUUGGCCCCCAGUCCCGCCGGACGCCGCACGGCACCCACUUGCCCGCCCCGUUCCAGCCUGGAAGCACAGGCCGGCAGCCGUCACAGCGCCAUGCCCUCGCUAGGGGACCUGGUGCACGACUGGCACCGGGGCGUGCAGGCGGUGGCCCGUGGGGACUGGGGCUGCGCCCUGCGCCUCUUCUCGGGCGACCCGGACCCGCCCGCCAAGAUGUGCUUCAACUUGGGCUGUGUGCACCUGCUGGCCGGGGACCCGGAGGCCGCGCUACGGGCAUUUGACCAAGCAGUGACCAAGGACACAUGCAUGGCUGUUGGCUUCUUCCAGCGAGGUGUGGCCAACUUCCAGCUGGAGAGGUUCCAGGAGGCCCUGUCUGACUUCCGGCUGGCCCUGGCGCAGCUGAGGGGUAAUGCGGCCAUCGACUACACGCAGCUGGGCCUGCGCUUCAAGCUGAAGACCUGGGAGGACCGCGCGGUCGGUGGCGCAGAAGGGGGCGGAGGCGGACAGGACGCUCCCGGAGCUCCCAACCUACCCCUGAUGCUCGGAGCAGAGAACCUACCUCUCCGGCUGCGGGUCUGGAGACCGAGGUCGGCCCGGCAGAGCCCCGCACCUGCUGACAGGCCGGAUGCCAGUCCCCGGGUGCUCUUCAACGUGGGGGCGGCACAGUGCGCGCUGGGACUGUGGGCUGAGGCCGCUGGCAGCCUAGAGGAAGCCCUCUGCAAGGGGCCAGAGGGGGCCGGGGAAGACCUGCAUGCUGCCCUGGCCCAAGUGCAGGUCUGCAUUGGCUGGACCCCCUCCAGAAACAGGCUACCCUGCAGCUGCGGCAGGUCCCCAGGGGUGAGGUCUUUCGGCCUCACAGGCGGCAUGUGGAGCACCUGGAACCCGUGGAUUUCCUGGGCAAGGCCAAGGUGGUAUCCUCUGCCAUCCCUGAUGACCAUCUCCAGGGCUCCCGGCCUCAGCAGCGCCAGGUUUGGGACACAAAGGAUGCAGCCAGACCUGGACCUGCCCCACGGGCUCCCCCCAUCCCGCAGGGCUGGAGACACAGGCCUCUGUGGAACUGCCGUCUCUGGCAGUCCCGGUGUGCUCCCUGGUGUAGGGACAGAGGCUGGCUCUGGACGGGUGGCGCAGGCUGACCACUGUGCGCCAGUCAUCUACGAUGAGCAGAAGCCCUGCAUGGAGCAAGUUGGCAAACACAUUCCUCCAGGCCCACCGGCAGCAGGGAGGCCAGAGCCCAGCCCCUCUGAGGACCCCUCCGGCACCAGGGUGGUGGCUACAGGCGGCCCUGAGUCCUUGGUGACGGUCACCGUGCAGUGUGCCUUCACCCUGGCCCUGAAGGUCCCCUGGGGAGCUGGCCUGCCCCACCUGCGGACCCUGCUGAGCCAGGCUCUCCCUCUGCAGGCCCAGCAUGGGCAGCUCAGUUACCGGGAUCCUAGCCAUGAGGCACGCUGGGUCGCCCUCCCCGGGGAGGAAGCACUGCAGGGGGCCUGGCGAGACACAGCGGCCAGCCCCAGGGGACUGCAGCUGCAGUGCCGGGCAGCAGGCAGCCGGCCAGUCCUGUACCAGGCGGUGGCCCAGCACAACUACUGUGCCCAGGGGCCUGAGGACCUAGACUUGCGGCAGGGGGACAUGGUGGACGUCCUGUGUGCAGUGGACCCGGCGUGGCUGGAGGGCCACUGUGACGGCCGCAUCGGCAUCUUCCCCAAGUGCUUCGUGGUCCCAGCUGGAUGGUGCAUGUGAGGAGCCUGACACCCCAAAUCCAGAGAAGAAAUCGCCCCAGGAUGAUUUCUUCCUGUGGCAAGGAGGGUUUUAAUAAAGCAUCUUCCCCACACUGAGGUGUGGUCUGUA
Molecule: messenger RNA, 1986 nt
Organism: Canis lupus familiaris (dog)
Lineage: Eukaryota; Metazoa; Chordata; Mammalia; Carnivora; Canidae
Gene: NOXA1
Product: NADPH oxidase activator 1
Exons: 15
Coding region: 238-1878 (546 amino acids)
Biological process (GO): superoxide anion generation
Molecular function (GO): protein binding; superoxide-generating NADPH oxidase activator activity
Source: RefSeq, a predicted model, not a curated record